This is a messenger RNA of Leucoraja erinaceus (little skate), 2261 nucleotides long. Its product is annotated as acidic mammalian chitinase-like. The coding region runs from base 115 to 1353 and encodes 412 amino acids. The transcript has 11 exons. Gene Ontology annotation, biological process: chitin catabolic process; carbohydrate metabolic process. The record is from RefSeq and is a predicted model, not a curated record. Gene Ontology annotation, molecular function: chitin binding. Lineage: Eukaryota; Metazoa; Chordata; Chondrichthyes; Rajiformes; Rajidae. Gene Ontology annotation, cellular component: extracellular region.
UUAUAAUUCUGUAUGUUGUAGGAUGCCUGGAAUCAUUGCAUUUUCAUCAGUUAUACUGUUCCAUCGACCAGAUCAAAGAAUUAUUUGAAAAACCCAUUCUCAAAGAAUUAAAACAUGGAAUUAAUACGUCACCUGUUUGUGGGAUUCUUCAUUUUGAGCCAACUGCAUCUGGGCAACAGUAUUUUGCUAGCUUGUUAUUUCACAAACUGGGCACAAUACAGAGAUGGAGCUAGUCGGUUCACGGUUGAUGAUGUCGACCCUUAUUUGUGCACCCAUUUGAUUUAUGCAUUUGCUGCCAUUGAUGAACGGUAUCAAAUUAUUUCCACCGAGGAUAAUGAUGAAGAUUCAUACAAAAUCUUCAAUAAUCUCAAACUACAAAAUCACAAGUUGAAGACGCUGCUGUCUGUUGGAGGGUGGAUAUUUGGAUCCGCACGUUACAACAAUGUGGUGUCCACUCAAACAACUAGGCGGGCAUUCAUCAAGUCUGUGAUUAGCUUCCUGAGAAUACAUAGAUUUGACGGUAUAGAUUUAGCUUGGCACUAUCCCGGGGCUAAAGGAAACCCAGCAGAAAACAAAAAUCUCUACACAAGAUUGAUUGAGGAAAUGAAAAUUGCCUUUAUUGAAGAGGCAACAGAUACACAACAGUAUGAACUGAUGCUUGUAGCUUCUAUGUCUGCUGGUAAACAGAUAAUUGAUGAUAGUUAUGAAGUUAACAUAAUUUCUCAAUAUUUGGAUUUCAUCAUUGUGAUGUCGUUUGAUUUCCAUGGUCCAUGGAAUGUUUUCAUUGGACACCAUAGUCCUUUGAGUCAAAAUAAAGGUGAACAUGGAGAGCUGCAGUUUUUGAAUGUGGAAUAUGCUGUUAAAUAUUACAGGUCUCAAGGUUCACCAGGAAAAAAAUUACUAGUUGGAUUUGGAACUUACGGACGGAGCUUCAAACUUCAAACCGAUAGUUGGCGUAUUGGUGCUCCAGCAAAUGGUCCUGGUCCAAAAGGCAGAUAUACAAAUCAGCCUGGUACCAUGGCAUAUUAUGAGAUCUGUGAGUUUUUGAAAGGAGCAGAUAAACAUUGGAAUUCUAUUCAGAAGGUUCCAUUCGCUGUCAAGGAAGGAGUUUGGAUUGGAUAUGAUAAUAUGCGAAGUAUCGAUGUCAAAGUCAAGUGGCUAAGGGCUGAAAGGUUUGGUGGAGCAGCAGUGUGGACGCUUGAUUUUGAUGAUAUAAUGGGUAGCUGCAAACAAGGAUUCUCUCCGUUAGUGACAAGAUUGAAAAUGCAGCUUUCAGUAGCUUCAGGAUUGCAGUUAGAGACACUUGCAAUGAAGGCAUUCCUAGCAAUGAUGGCAAUAAUACAGACAGCAUAAAUACUGGUACAGUAAUGAUGGGAGUUGAUGGCGCAACAACAGAUUUUACUCGCACUAUCCCGGAAGCUCCUACCUAGCAAUAAAUUACCAGGAGCACUCCUGAAGAACUAAACGUUUUAGUGAAGGCUGUGCAUCAGGAAGACGGUAUGUCAACGAAUCUGCUUAUCAUUACUAAGAAUAACCUGAUUCUUCUAUGGUAAGGAAAAAUGUUGUAACUUGCCCAGUGAUGGUGAAAAGCAAGCAGAAGUUCUUUUCAGGAAGCAAAAAGAUCAAAGCAAGUUUACACACUUUGCCACUAGAACAUACUUCUUCAAAGUGUUUCCAAAGUACUUCUGAUGCUGAAUUGAGUUAAAACAAAACUUGCUUCAUUAGUGAUUUAAUAAUUUACUUGUACUAACAUUCUGUGAUCCAUCACCAAAUUCAUAAAUUUGUGUGAAGCUAGUAAAUCAGUAGAAGCCACCAAGCCACCAACCAGUGGAAUGUCAGUGGAUAAAAUGUGUGUUAUCAACAACAAAAUGUUGGCUGUAGAUUAUUUUCUUAAAAAAUUGCCAGCAUAAAGCAACACCAUUGUACAUCCAAAUACAGCAUUAGAAGUUUUGACCUGUUCCUUCCUCAUUUUAAUGGUGGCUUCAAUCAAAUCCUGAAUAUUUUGUAUUUAUUACAAUACGGUUAUCAGGCCUGAAGUAGAAAUUAGAACACUAUAAGAAAGGCAAGUUUAAUGCUAAAAAAAUAUUCUUAUCUGUGUUAAAUAAAAUUAUAUUGAAUGUGUUAAAAAAAAAACAUGUUCAUUGGCAUUUUUACAAUGAACACUUUUAAAAAUCAUCCACAAAACAAGUAUUUGAUUAAAGGGGUUCAUUGUGUUUUAUAAUCUGAUCCCAAUGCAUGUUCAUUCAUGUUCAUUUGUGAAG